AUGUCUACUUGUCUUUUGGCGUUGCGACUCCCGCGAACUGGACUGCGCAUCCGUGCACAUGCACCUGCACGUCUAGCGACCCUCUCGGCGCACACGAAGCUGCUCUCCACGUUGCCUAACAUACCAAUCUUCCGUGCCCUGCAAAAUCAUGAUACCUCUAGCUUAGCGGUCGUUCACAGUGCAUCAACCCGCAGCUUUACAUAUGGCAAUCUGGUUGCCGAUGUCCUCCGCGCCAAAGAUGAUCUUGAGCGCAAAGCUUCGGGCAAGCUGACUGGGGAGCGGGUUGCGUUCUUGGCGGAGAAUAGCUAUGACUAUGUAAUCACCCUCCUAGCCAUCUUCGCCAGUGAUGCGAUUGCCCUUCCUCUGUCUCCGUCGUUUCCUGUUGGUGAGUUACAAUAUAUCAUGGAUAACUCUCGGGCGAAGGUGCUGCUUGCGACGGAGAAGUAUGCGGAUAAGGCCGGUCAAAUUCUCAAGGCAGGGUUGGAGUUGGAGCCGCUGUUUGAUAUUAGACAAAAAAUUGAGGUUGGAGGAAGUGUGGAAUCUGUUCAGCUGGAUAAUCGCGAACGGAGUUCGUCCGGAAUGAUGCUAUAUACUUCGGGAACUACCAAUCGACCGAAAGGUGUACUUAUUCCCGAGUCUGCAAUCACUGCUCAAGCAUCCUCUCUUUUACACGCGUGGAAAUAUACGCCACAGGACCGCCUCCUCCACCUGCUUCCACUACACCACAUCCACGGCGUAGUAAACGCAACCAUAGCACCGAUAUUCUCCGGGUCCUCUAUUGAAUUUAUGUACCCAUUCAACCCCGAGCAAGUCUGGCGCCGCCUUGCUGCACCGUUUCUCCCAUCUGAAACCGAGACCAAGACCAGCAAAUCAAAAAUCACUUUCUUAACCGCCGUCCCGACAAUUUACAACCGCCUAAUGACAUCAUUUCCUUCACUUCCCCCGGAGAUUCAAUCCGCAGCGCAGAAGGGUAUACAUCCAGACCACCUUCGUCUCAAUAUCUCAGGCUCGGCGGCUCUCCCAACACCCACGAAAGAGAAAUGGACCUCCCUUAGCGGUGGUAACGUCCUCUUGGAACGUUUCGGAAUGACGGAAGUCGGUAUGGCAAUCAGCUGUGGCCUGGAUCCAGUAGACCGUGUCGACGGUAGCGUCGGGUGGCCUCUUCCAGGCGUUGAAGCACGCCUCGUCGACACGGAGACUGAUCGCCUCAUACCCGUGGGCCAAGAAACAGAUGCCAAUGGUCGAGCUCUCGAAGGUGAAAUCCAGUUACGGGGAGAAACAAUCUUCCCCAAGUACUGGGGCAACGAGAAAGCUACGACAGAAAGCUUUGUUCAGGCAGAUGACGACGGGAAACCCUGGUUCCGCACUGGUGAUGUUGCCACGAGACGGGUCGUCGAUGGAACUGGCAAAGGCAGUAGUGGUGAAUGGGCGCAGGGACCCAUGUAUUUCAUCAGUGGACGGAAGAGUGUUGAUAUAAUCAAGACGGGAGGUGAGAAAGUGAGCGCUUUGGAGGUUGAGAGGGAAUUGCUUUCUCUACCACAAGUUACUGAGGCAGCUGUCGUUGGUCUCCCAUCCGAACAAUGGGGUCAAAAGGUCGCCGUUGUAUUGGUUUUAGACCCCGAAGCAGCGACAAGCGGACGAAAUGGCAAGUCAUGGGGUCCGAUGGACAUGCGGCGUGCAUUGAAAGAUCGGUUGGCGGGAUAUAAGAUUCCACAAGAGAUGAAGGUUUUGGAGAGUAUUCCUCGGAAUGCCAUGGGGAAGGUGAACAAAAAAGCUCUCGUCAAGGAGGUAUUUGGAGUGUAG
Messenger RNA from Penicillium verhagenii, 1803 nucleotides. Its product is annotated as acyl-CoA synthetase. The transcript is spliced from 3 exons. Lineage: Eukaryota; Fungi; Ascomycota; Eurotiomycetes; Eurotiales; Aspergillaceae. Gene Ontology annotation, molecular function: medium-chain fatty acid-CoA ligase activity. The record is from RefSeq and is a predicted model, not a curated record. The coding region runs from base 1 to 1803 and encodes 600 amino acids. Gene Ontology annotation, biological process: fatty acid metabolic process.